CCUGCACUUGGUCUUUUCUUCUGUGAGCUUGGUGCAGGUCAGAUCAGCGGUUGGUUCUCUUUUAUUGGGUGUCUUUCUGCUCUCUUUAAUACGAUUGUACAGAGUUCGUUGAGGUCUUCUCUUUGAAAAGAUGGGUUUUUUUGGUGGCAAGAAGAAGGCGGCGCCUCUAGAAGAAGCAGCCGAAGUGCGGGGUGCGGAAAGUUCAACCAGCGCAAUACUGGAGAAACCAAAAGAAAUUGAGCGGUCUGCUGGAGCUGGGCCAAACGUUGCAGAGGCCAGCGAAAAGGUGGAGGAUGAAAUUUUAGCAGGGGUGCUCGGGGGAACCAAAAGGAAGAAGAAAGAAAAGAAACUAGAGUUGACAACAAGCGUUUUUGAAUUUGGGUCGGCGGGGGGCAACAAGGGGUUGACGCUGGCUGGGUUCUGUCCAAUCUCUGACGAGCACGAGCCGUGCAAGUGGGAGGCGAAGGCAAUGCUUUGGCCUGAACUGAAGUGGUCUAGAUAA
Klebsormidium nitens is the source of this 502-nucleotide messenger RNA. Lineage: Eukaryota; Viridiplantae; Streptophyta; Klebsormidiophyceae; Klebsormidiales; Klebsormidiaceae. The record is from the annotation of a GenBank genome assembly.